AUGGGAGAAGGAAAUUCAGCGUUCAUCAAAAACAAAUGUGUGUACAACAAUUGUUUUGUGACAGACGACAGCAAUUAUUUUUUGAACCACUCUGAAUUCGACGCGAUCGCAUUCAAUGGACGCGAUGUUGAAAAUCUUUGGCUUCUGCCGACAGAUCGCUCGCCGAAACAGAAAUACAUUUUCGGUGCAAUGGAAUCGCCCGACAAUUUCCCUGUCUGCAAUCAGAUUUACGACGGUUUUUUCAAUUGGACUUGGACGUACAAAUUGGAUUCGGAUUUUCGUUUUGGCUAUAUCACUAUUUACGAUCUGAACGGUACCAUUGUGGGUCCGUCUGUGAAUAUGAAGUGGCGGGAAGAGUUAAAUCCUAUCAGUGAUGAAUUAAAAAGGAGUUUGUCAAAAAAAAAGAAGGCAGCCGCCUGGUUUGUGUCGCAUUGUAAUUCCAAAGGCAGAAGAGAAAUGUUCGUGAAUUCAGUUCAAAAAGAACUUGAAAAAUAUAGUCUGUCAAUAGACGUUUACGGCGCCUGUGGCACUUUUAGUUGUCCAAAGACUGAAGCUAAAGCGUGUUUCGAUUUAAUAAAAAGUGAUUAUUACUUCUAUUUUUCGUUGGAGAAUUCUUUUUCUGAAGAUUACGUGACAGAGAAGCUGUUGACGGCUUUGAACAACGAUGCAAUACCAGUGGUGUUUGGUGCUGCAGAUUACACGAGAUUUCUGCCUCCCGGGAGCUACCUGGACGGUUUGUUAUUGGGCCCAAGAAUUUUGGCGCAGAAGAUGUAUGAAAUAAUAACAAACAAGACAUUGUUCUACGACUAUUUUCGUUGGAGGAACCACUACGUGUACAAAGAGACUUCAUCCAAAGAAGAUAUCUGUAAAUUGUGUGAGAUGUUGAACAAUGAGGAGAAGGUUUCUGAAGUCAGCGAAUGGCCUGAAUUUAGGAGGUGGUGGAACGGAGAGAGAUAUAGAGACAAUUGUUAA
Messenger RNA from Danaus chrysippus (African queen), 972 nucleotides. Lineage: Eukaryota; Metazoa; Arthropoda; Insecta; Lepidoptera; Nymphalidae. The record is from the annotation of a GenBank genome assembly.